GGUACACCAUUCUAGUUGACGUCAAGUUCGUACUCAUACUCGACACUGGUUACUUUUAAUGAAGGGCUUCUCAAAGACGCAACAAAGAUUUCACGUUAUUACUACCAUACAGUUCACAUACAAAUAAGAGUGGCAUGGAGACUGAUUUGGAAGCAGAACUCCGACAUGAAGCAAGCGGGGACGAGAAUACGGCAACGGGGACACAACAGCGCGAGCAGGUUCAACGCUUUAUCAAACAACACCGAAGGAAGGAAGAAACAAAUGCUACGACUGGAAAAUUGAUGGAGGGCAAAGAUGAAGACACGGGAAUGUGGUUCAAGGUAAAAAUUAUACAGGAAGGAAAUUCUCGUGUGAAUGUCCAUUGGAUGAACUAUUCAAAACACUAUGAUUCGUGGAUAGAGACGAGCCUCAUCAGACCCAUCAAGCCAAAGUUUGCAGAAGGGGACAUGGUCAGCGCCCGUUACAACGUAACGUAUAGGACAAUGUAUCCAGCAACAGUUGUAGCCGUUGAUGGGGACAAGGUGUUUCUUCGUUAUGAAGUUGGACUGGAAAAGAAAAUUCACCAAAGAUAUGUAGAAAAAAGAAACUAAUGUGGGACCGCAGUGUAUACAGUAUAUGGUCUAUAUGUAUUGAAACAUAGAUAUCUAUUCUGCAUUUUAUGUCAUUUUCUAUUUGGAACCUUUUUAUCAUGUGUCAAAUAUGAACAUUUUUACCUUGAUAUACACGUAGGGGUUCCCUUAAAA
Molecule: messenger RNA, 743 nt
Organism: Haliotis rubra (blacklip abalone)
Lineage: Eukaryota; Metazoa; Mollusca; Gastropoda; Lepetellida; Haliotidae
Exons: 8
Coding region: 135-590 (151 amino acids)
Source: RefSeq, a predicted model, not a curated record